ACUCCCUCCUCUGUCCAUCCCCAGAGCAACUGCAUCAAGACCUCCAAGUACAACAUUGUCACCUUCCUGCCUGUCAACCUCUUCGAGCAGUUCCAGGAAGUGGCCAACACCUAUUUCCUCUUCCUCCUCAUCCUGCAGCUGAUCCCGCAGAUCUCUUCGCUCUCCUGGUUCACCACCAUCGUGCCUUUGGUUCUUGUCUUAACCAUCACAGCUGUCAAAGAUGCCACCGACGACUAUUUCCGCCAUAAAAGCGACAACCAGGUGAACAACCGGCAGUCUCAGGUGCUGAUCGGCGGAGUCCUCCGGCAGGAGCAAUGGAUGAACGUCCGUGUCGGAGACAUCAUCAAGUUGGAGAACAACCAGUUUGUGGCGGCUGACCUCCUCCUCCUCUCCAGCAGCGAGCCCCACGGGUUGUGCUACAUAGAGACGGCGGAGCUGGAUGGAGAGACCAACAUGAAGGUGCGGCAGGCCAUCCCCGUCACCUCGGAGCUGGGGGACACCAGCAAGCUGGCUCGGUUUGACGGCGAGGUGAUCUGUGAACCCCCCAACAACAAGCUGGACAAGUUUGGUGGGACGCUGUACUGGAAGGAGAACAAGUACCCCCUGAGCAACCAGAACAUGCUGCUGCGGGGCUGCGUCCUGCGCAACACCGAGUGGUGCUUCGGCCUUGUCAUCUUUGCAGGGCCCGACACGAAACUGAUGCAGAACAGCGGCCGGACCAAGUUCAAGCGGACGAGCAUCGACCGGCUGAUGAACACGCUGGUGCUCUGGAUCUUCGGGUUCCUGGUGUGCAUGGUGAUCCUGGCCAUCGGCAACGCCAUCUGGGAGCACGAGGUGGGCGUCUGCUUCCAGAUCUACCUGCCUUGGGAUGGGGUGCACAGUGCCUUCUUCUCCGGCUUCCUCUCCUUCUGGUCCUACAUCAUCAUCCUCAACACCGUGGUGCCCAUCUCGCUCUACGUGAGCGUGGAGGUGAUCCGUCUUGGGCACAGCUACUUCAUCAACUGGGACAAGAAGAUGUACUGUGCCAAGCGCCGGCCGCCCGCUGAGGCGCGGACCACCACCCUCAAUGAGGAGCUGGGGCAGGUGGAGUACAUCUUCUCUGACAAGACCGGCACCCACCAGAACAUCAUGGUCUUCAGCAAGUGCUCCGUCAACGGGCACAGCUACGGUGACGUGCAGGAUGUGCUGGGUCACAAAGCGGAGCUGGGCGAGAGGCCGGAGCCAGUCGACUUCUCCUUCAACCCCCUGGCUGACCCACGGUUCCAGUUCUGGGAUCCCAGCCUGCUGGAAGCCGUCAAGCUGGGAGACCCCCACGUGCACGAGUUCUUCCGCCUGCUCUCGCUCUGCCACACCGUCAUGUCCGAGAGAAGGACGAAGGUGGGGGAGCUCUAUUACAAGGCUCAGUCCCCGGACGAGGGAGCGCUGGUCGCCGCUGCCAGGAACUUUGGGUUUGUCUUCCGGUCCCGCACACCCAAAACCAUCACAGUGCACGAGCUGGGUCGAGCCAUCACCUACCAGCUGCUGGCCAUCCUGGACUUCAACAACAUCCGCAAGCGCAUGUCCGUCAUCGUCCGCAGCCCCGAGGGCCGGAUCCGGCUGUACUGCAAAGGUGCUGACACCAUCCUGCUGGAGCGCCUGCACCCCCUCACCCAGGACCUCGCCAACGUCACCACCGACCACCUCAACGAAUACGCGGGUGAGGGGCUGCGGACGCUGGUGCUGGCUUACAAAGACCAGGAGAGUUACUACGAGGAGUGGUCCGAGCGGCUGCACCGAGCCGGCAGUGCCCCCGAGGCCCGCGAGGAUCGCCUGGCUCGGCUCUACGACGAGGUGGAGCACGAUAUGCUGGUAGCUGUGGGAGCCACGGCCAUCGAAGACAAACUGCAGCAGGGGGUCCCCGAAACCAUCGCCAUCCUGACGUUGGCCAACAUCAAGAUCUGGGUGCUGACGGGGGACAAGCAGGAGACGGCUGUGAACAUCGGCUACUCCUGCAAGAUGCUGACGGACGACAUGACGGAGGUGUUUGUAGUCACGGGCCACACCGUGCUGGAGGUGCGGGAAGAGCUCAGGAAAGCCCGGGAGAAGAUGAUGGACGCAUCGCGCUCCGUGGGCAACGGUUUCUACCAGGAGAAACUCUCCUCCUCCAAGCUCACCUCGGUGCUGGAAGCCAUAGCGGGCGAAUACGCCCUAGUCAUCAACGGGCACAGCCUGGCCCACGCGCUGGAGGCUGACAUGGAGGUGGAGUUCCUGGAGACGGCGUGUGCCUGCAAGGCCGUCAUCUGCUGCCGCGUCACGCCCUUGCAGAAGGCCCAGGUGGUGGAGCUGGUGAAGAAGUACAAGAAAGCCGUGACCCUGGCCAUCGGGGACGGCGCCAACGACGUCAGCAUGAUCAAGACCGCCCACAUCGGGGUGGGCAUCAGCGGGCAAGAGGGCAUCCAGGCGGUGCUGGCCUCCGACUACUCCUUCUCACAGUUCAAGUUCCUGCAGCGCCUGCUCCUGGUGCACGGGCGCUGGUCCUACCUACGCAUGUGCAAGUUCCUCUGCUACUUCUUCUACAAGAACUUCGCCUUCACUAUGGUCCACUUCUGGUUUGGCUUCUUCUGUGGCUUCUCGGCGCAGACUGUGUACGACCAGUACUUCAUCACGCUGUACAACAUCGUCUACACGUCGCUGCCCGUGCUCGCCAUGGGCGUCUUCGACCAGGACGUGCCGGAGCAGCGGAGCAUGGAGUACCCCAAGCUCUAUGAGCCUGGGCAGCUGAACCUGCUCUUCAACAAGCGGGAGUUCUUCAUCUGCAUCGCCCAGGGCAUCUACACCUCUGUCCUCAUGUUCUUCAUCCCCUACGGCGUCUUCGCCGACGCCCACCCCCGCGAUGAUGGCACCCAGCUGGCUGACUACCAGUCCUUCGCCGUCACCGUCGCCACCUCCCUCGUGAUUGUCGUCAGCGUGCAGAUCGGGCUGGACACAGGCUUCUGGACGGCCAUCAACCACUUCUUCAUCUGGGGCAGCCUGGCCGCCUACUUCGCCAUCCUCUUCGCCAUGCACAGCGAUGGCCUCUUCCAGAUGUUCCCCAACCAGUUCCGCUUUGUGGGUAACGCGCAGAACACGCUGGCCCAGCCCACGGUCUGGCUGACCAUCGCGCUCACCACCGUGGUCUGCAUCAUGCCCGUCGUGGCCUUUCGCUUCCUCAAGCUGGACCUGAAACCCGAACUCUCGGACACGGUGCGCUACACUCAGCUGGUACGGAAGAAGCAGAAGACCCAGCACCGGUGCAUGCGGCGCGCGGGACGCGUGGGCUCGCGCCGCUCCGGCUACGCCUUCUCGCACCAGGAGGGUUUUGGGGAGCUCAUCAUGUCGGGCAAGAACAUGCGGCUCAGCUCCCUGGCGCUCUCCAGCUUCGCCGCCCGCCCCAGCACCGGCUGGAUUGAGACCCUGCGCAAGAAGAAAGGCAGCGACGGCAGCACCGCCGGCAGCCCCAGCAGCAUGGCCGACAAGAUGCUCAAGGUGUGAGGCUGGGGGGGCGGGGGGGGGUCGCAUCCCCUCUGUGCAGCGGGGGGCUCCCCUCGCCCCCUUCUCUCACCGUGGUGGUCCGGUAGGGCCAAGCCCCCUCCUGGGGGGGGGGUCCGGGGCUGCGUGUGCCCAGGUGCCGAGGUUUGGAGGAGUCUGGACUGUCGCAGUGUAACCAAAAAAAUAUUCUCCUCGUCCCCGGGCUGGAGGGACGGACGGACUGACGGUGUCCCCAGCAGCCCCCGGGCUGGAGGGAUGGACGGUGUCCCCAGCAGCCCCCCGGCAGCCCCCCCGGGCUGCUGCCCUCUCAGUAUUCACCUCCCCGGAGCGCAAACACCCCAUCACACGCGAAUGUAUCACGCCAGAGCCACCGCCGUGGGCAGGCACAGGGGGUCUGGGGGGGCUGUGACAGCACCCUGCUCCCCAUCCCCCACCCCUCACCCACGUGUCUUCUUUUUAUAUAAAAUAAGGGAAGAAAAAAAACAAAAAAAAAGACCCACAAAAAAAAAAAAAAAAGGAGGAAAAAAAAAAAACCCAAACACAAAACACCCCUCCAAGUUUACGGAGCGACUUGUUUCAGCGUUGGCAGGCUGGGUAGGGAGAGAGCGUGGGGGGCUGGAGUGGGGGGCGAGGGGUGUCCCCUCCCCCCCCUCCGGCUGGGAAAGGGGAAGUGUUCCCCGGCUUUGCGGGGAGCUGGGGUGCUCGGCAGGGCUGUGAUUCACUUCCACGCCGGGGUCUUGCGCAACCCUCGGCCUCCGCUUCCUCCUCCUCUUCCUCCCCCUCCUCCUCCUCGCCGGCUCCCCGGGAUCGGGACCCCCUGCCGGGGGGAGGGGGGCGGAGGGGGGAUUGUGUGUGUGUCCCCCCUCUGCUGGGGGUCCCGGGGGGGUUCGGGGGGCCCGGGGCCGCUCUCUCCGUGAUACCAAAGAGGAACCCGUUCAGGACGGGCUCUGGCGUGGGCCAGGGUCUAUUUUGGGGGGAUUUGGGGAGGGGGCGAGGAUCGGGGCGUUUAAUUUAUUACACGUUUCUAUAUCGCAGAAUUGUAUCAUUUUAUGGGGCCACAGAGGGGGGGGCAAGAAAAAAAAACCAACCAAAAACCAGCUUUUUUUUUUAUAUAAAAAUAAGAAUUCUGA
This is a messenger RNA of Falco peregrinus (peregrine falcon), 4637 nucleotides long. It is a transcript of the gene ATP8B2, whose product is annotated as ATPase phospholipid transporting 8B2. Gene Ontology annotation, biological process: phospholipid translocation; Golgi organization. Lineage: Eukaryota; Metazoa; Chordata; Aves; Falconiformes; Falconidae. Gene Ontology annotation, molecular function: magnesium ion binding; ATP hydrolysis activity; ATPase-coupled intramembrane lipid carrier activity. Gene Ontology annotation, cellular component: plasma membrane. The record is from RefSeq and is a predicted model, not a curated record.